AUGAAGUCAUGGCAAAUGGUGUGGUGUAGACAUCAGAUGAGAGAAGUUUUUGAAGGAAGCAUUGGGCAUCAGCUGGUAAUUCGACCGGUUCCAUUGGACGUUUCAAAAGCUGCAGAUGGAAGUGCACAUCAUGUUGUAUUCAAACGAAGUAACGACCAAGAACUCGAUGAAAAACUCAGUGACUUUGCUUAUAUGGAGCCAGAUCGUUUGCCUAAACGUAGUCGACGCUCUACAAAUGAAGAAGACAAUGAAGAAAGAACAAGAAUGUUUUAA
Clunio marinus is the source of this 273-nucleotide messenger RNA. NCBI's taxonomy places the organism in Eukaryota, Metazoa, Arthropoda, Insecta, Diptera, Chironomidae. The record is from the annotation of a GenBank genome assembly.